UGAACCAUCGUAACGCCUGAGCUUUUCUGUGUAUCACGGGCUAAAGCGUUAUUUCAACGUACCGGAACAACUUGAGCAGUUCUCAGUUUUCGCACAUGAUCUUUCCGUUACAUCGUAACCAUAAAUCAGUGCAUGGUUUGUACACAUCAUCAAGAAGUGUUUGAUAAAAGUAUCCACAGUAGUGUCACAGAGAAGUGAGUCGAUGCUUGAUUUUACGGAGGAUGAACUUGUGAAUUUUCUCUGGGAGAGUGUCACAGACAUACAUGAUUGAAAAGUUUAUGAGACACGCAGGUUUUUCAUCCUUCACUUUUCUCGCUGUGUCUCGUCAAGUGAUGAAAAUUCUUCCCCAAGUGAUAAUAAAUUACCCAAAAUUAUUUGAUUAAAAUGUCAUCAAGUUAAUAAAUCAAAUGAAGUGAGCCAACACAGGAACAGUACUUUUAAGAGAAAGAACACCAACUCAAGCUUUGUAUGAGCUUUCACAGUCCUUGUCUGGCCUUUCUCACUUGACUCUCUUCCUCGCCGAAGGCAGCGUGUGUAGAUAGUAGUCAAAAAAAAAAACACAAGAAUAAAAUAUGAAAGAAAUAUAAUAUGAAUGACAUAAAAUAAAGAUCAAAGAGGAGGAAAAGUGUUUAUUUCAUACAUAUUUUAACAAGAGUGGACGUGAAUGAAUAUAAGUCGACGGCAGUCGCAAACGAGUGCCAAAGAAGCCAAGAGCAAUAUUGCCAAAGUAUACUCUCACAUUUGACGCAUUUCAUACGUGACCAAGCGAGCUAACACAAUACAUAAACAUUGUACAUACUCUAUAUAGCAUACAGAAUUUGGUGUUGGUAGUAAUAAUAAUAUAUAAAUGUAACGAAUUUCUGUCAAGGAAUAUUGUUACCCCAAAAAUGGCAUAACCUCUCGCGCGUCAAUAAUAAUAAAAUUCAGUGGCGUGCCAAGAAUGGAGAUAAGCAAAAGUGUUUUGGGAAUAAUAUGGAUUUUCUUCUCGACCAUUCGCACCAUAAAUGGAAACGCGGGACACGCUGGACUCAAUGUGGACCAAGUGCCUGAACCAGAUUUCACAGAACCAAUUGAGAAUAUAACUGCUCCCGUAGGACGAGAGGCAAUACUUAGUUGCUCAGUACAGAAUUUGGGCGGAUAUAAGGUUGGCUGGAUGAGGGCAUCCGAUCAGACCGUGCUAGCACUUCAAGGACGAGUUGUAACUCACAAUUCGAGGUACAGUGUUAUCAAUGAAGACAUGAGGACAUGGCGGUUGAAAAUACGACAACUCAGAGAGUCAGAUCGAGGAUGCUACAUGUGCCAAAUUAAUGCUAGUCCAAUGAAAAAACAACUGGGUUGCAUAGACGUUCAUGUGCCGCCGGACAUUAAUGACGAGGAGUCAUCGAGCGACGUGACGGCUCGUGAGGGUGAGGAUACUACCCUAUUUUGCAGUGCCAAUGGCCAUCCUAUGCCACGUAUCACUUGGAGGCGAGAGGACGGUGCCCCAUUGCUUAUCAAACGUAACGAGACUAUAGCCAGAGUUGAUUCCUACUAUGGCAGUCUUCUCAAUUUAUCCAAUGUGGAGAGAAAACAAAUGGGAGCUUAUCUCUGCAUUGCUGCAAAUGAUGUUCCACCUGCCGUCUCUAAGAGGGUUUUUCUCAAUAUUCAUUUUGCACCUCAAAUUGUUACUCCAAAAUCCCUGUUUGGUGGCUUGGCGGAGUCAGAUAUUCUCCUGGAGUGCAUGGUCCAAGCAUCGCCCAUAUCGGUGAAUUAUUGGAUAAAGGGCAGUGCUCCGAAGCGAAACUCUUACGAAACAUUCACUAGACCAGAAAUGCUUCUACAUGGAGUACCCUACAUUUUUCCCAGUGCACGAGGACCCCCACGGUGGACACGCCGAGGCCAAUCAGCCACUGCACGACAUCAUGUAUUCACGGGGUGGCGAUUCGGGUGGAAGUACUCCCAUGUGGGUGGUACACUGCGUCGUGGCGGCUGUGCUAUUGCAGGCCCUCUUGAUUGCCAUCAGAUGACUAUGACGCUCCCGGGAGCAAACGGAUUAGGAUAAAUCGUAGUGCAGGGUAUUUCGGAGAGAGAAUUUGGCGGUGCGGGACGGUGACACAUUUAUUCCCUCAUCCUCAGCACAGGGGUGAUUGCCAAGUGAGUGUUUUCCACAGCAUCCCCAGCAGAUGCUGUUUAAUUGAAAAAUACCUUUUUGAUUCGUUUGUACAUAACGAAACAAAUGAAAAUGUGUGUCCAGUACACGUGAUCCUCACACGAUAUUUCAAAUCGCUACAAUGGCCUCAAAAAUAUUUUAUGCGGGAAACGUUGCAAUACAUACUCCUGAAAAAAGCUGGAUAUAUACUAUAAUACCUAACAAUUACAGAGUAAUUGUUAAUAUCAUGCAUAUACAAUUUUAGAUAAAAAUCUGAAAGUUAGAUAGAAUUAUAUUUCUUAUAUACACAGAUUAUAUAGAGUGCGAUUAUAAAAGUACCACUGGUCACAGUAAAAAAAAAUUGGGAUUGAUGUUCUGUGUUAGAAUAUCAUGAGCGGCAUGAAAAGGUAAAUUCUAUAAGGCAAAAUCAUCUAAAGCUUUGAUAAAAUCCUAAAUUUAUGCGGUAUUCUUAUUUUUUCUUGAAAAUUUGAAAUUACUUUACAACUUUGUUUUUCUAAAUACACGACAUAUCGUUGCUUUUAUCUCUCACAAAAAAAAAGAAUCGCAACUAAUUUUACUCUGAAUGCAAUAAUGGGAAGAAAUAAAUUGUCUACAGCUAUUUUUAUCUUACCGGAUACAAUUAGCAUGAUAUCUUGUUUCAAUCUUCUGGGUAUGUUAUGUACGAAUAGAAUACCUCGGUGGUUUUCUCAUCCUGAUGCUAUGUAAAGAUUUUCUGUCUUGAAAGUUAUGUGGGAGUGUAUAUAAUAGACAAUAUUUUGAGAAAAGACUACCAAGGUGUCUGGGGUUGAAGAAGUGAAUAAAAUAGACCAAAGAAACUUUCAUUACAACCCUCUGCGUAAAAUAUUUCCUUAGAUGCCACAAACAGUGCUCGUUUAAGAUCACGAUCGGUAUUAAUCAUAUUUUAAAGUUCAAAAUUAUAUUUAAAAUAUGUAUAUUGAAAUUUGGUGCACAUCAUAAGUUUAUAAAUAACCGCGAGUAUCUUUACGAGUUUUUGAUUGAUAUGGGUGUGAGGAGAAAGCCGACGGGAAAUGAAAAGUAGUAAUAAGAGUUUAUCCCGAAGCCAAAAAGACGAAAAUGGCUGUAGUAUUGUUGGGAUCUGAGAAUGUAUUAUAUUAUCAGUAUUAAUAAUAACCAAUUGGAAAUGAUAAAUGUUCGGAAGGAAGUUGUAAAUAUAAGUCUACAAUGUUGUAAUAAAGGAAAAUAUAUGAAACUUCAUAACUUUA
This is a messenger RNA of Lutzomyia longipalpis, 3372 nucleotides long. Its product is annotated as lachesin-like. NCBI's taxonomy places the organism in Eukaryota, Metazoa, Arthropoda, Insecta, Diptera, Psychodidae. The record is from RefSeq and is a predicted model, not a curated record. Gene Ontology annotation, cellular component: neuron projection.